AAUUAACCAAAGUAAAUUAUCUAAACACUACCGGUUAAAACAGUUACUGCAGUAACUACACCGUUUGAACAUCCCUUGUGGGAAAGCCUGAGUGGGGCCCCGCCGGCCAACGGUGGCAUCACUGCCGGCAUGCAACCGAAGCGAAAACCCUAGUGCGCCGCUGAAAACUUUUCCUCUCUGCUCCUAACUUUUCGGAGCGAAAAAACCCUACUCCUUGUUUAGAUGUUAUAUAGAGUGAAUUUCAAAUACAUAUCUAGUGUAUUAUUUUUGAAUUUUAAAUACAUAUAAAUGGUUAGUGAUCUAAAAUUGCUCAUAGCAUCAUAGAUAAUUGAUUUUAAAAUUUUAAAAGUUAAGCUACGGAAGAAAAAGUAGAUCGAGUGCUAAAAUAUACUUUUCAUAAAAUUGUAAAGUUUCAUAAAAAAACAGGGAAAAAUGGAAUAGUCAAAUGAAUUUCAGAUUUAUAAUUUAAAUUAAAGCAAACAUUUCAAACUCAAAUAUCUAAAUACACUCGAACUGUAACUAAAAAAAAAAAAAAAACCUACAAGUAAUCCAUCAACACAAGAUUAAAACCGGCAGCCAGAUUCAUUCCCGAGAAGAAAGUAAAGCAAUGAAACAAACAGACAACAAAACCCAUGAAGGAAGCCAAAGAGAGAGCAUUUCCCGGCAACUUGCUCUUGGAUACAAGCUAGGUUAGAUCGGCCGCCAGAUUCAUUUUCCAGAAGAAAGUAAAGUAAUGAAACAAACAAACAAACUAACAAACAGAUAGACAGCAAAACAAGGGAGGAAGCCAAAGACGGUAUCCCCCGGCUACUGCCUGCUGUAUGGCUAUAUAUGGAUCAUCGUCGUGAAUAAAUAAAGAGGGAUUAUAACAAAACCAUGGACUCACCAUUGUCAGCAAUGAAGAAGCUGGCCAUUAUUGCCUCCAUUUUCUACACAUCAUCAGUUUUCCCCAUGAUGAUGACGACGACCCUAAAUAUUAUUCAUAGUACUGAAGCCAACAAUAAUGAAGUAGUAGUGUUCAGAUUCAACUGCCUCUGCAACCCGGACUCGUUCUGGGCGAAGGAUCUCCGGGCUCGUUGCUUGGAUGAUCUGCUAAGCAACCUAUCUGGGUCCGCAGACGACGCUCUCGUCGGCGGCGACUUCAACCUUACCCUGCCUUGCUUUGGGUGGCCCAUGUACGGUCACAGGUGGGUGGAUAUGGCGAAACCCGCAGCUGCGGAUUGUCUUCAGCAAGCUAGAGAUGCUAUCCAGCAGUGUUGCAAGCACCGCAAAGGUGCUGACGUCUCUACCGGCGAUACUUGUCGGAUGAGGUUUGAGCUUUAUCCCUUCUGGCACGUAUAAUAAGCAGAGUUGCCAAUUUAAUAGAGAUGACAAUUUUGUACUCUCUCGAUGUUAAUCGAGAUGACAAUAACCAUUUACAAUGCUAUAUAGUAUUGGUGCUAUAGGUUUUUGUCUUUAUGGUACAGCUUGAAAUUGUAUCUUUACGUUAUGGUACAACUUCAUAUUGUACCUAUACUUUUUGUACAAAUUCUUUCAUGGUACAACUUGAACUUGUACCUUUAUGUGAUGGUACAACUUCAAGUUGUAAAGUUGUACCAUAACAUAAUGAUACAAAUUUCUUUAUGGUACAACCUAAACUUAUACAUUUAAUGUUAUGGUACAACUUCAAGUUUACAUUAAAGCACCAAUACUAUAUAGUAUAGUAGAAGUGCUCGGACCUUUUGUACUCUCUCGAUGUUAAUAGAGAUGACAAUUUCGAUCUAACCGAUUUAAUUACCCGAUUUGUUUGAUAAUUCUCAUGUUGAUUCAUCUGACCUAUUUUUGGCAAAUCAGAUAUAGCGUUACUCAAAUUAUUUAGGAUUUUAGUUUAAUUACCUCAUCUGUACGUGGAAUCUUCAUCGAGUAAAACACUUGUGUUACGUCUAAACUCUCAGUUUCUCUACCUACUGUAUAUUGUUUAUAUAUAUGGUGCCUUUUACGGUACCCCGGUUGAAAUCCAGCGUUUUCUUACUCAAGGUAUACGGUUCCCUAGAUUUCACCCUGGGUACCGUAGAACUCUUCAUAUUUAUUCAUAUGGCAAAGGCUAGCGUAUGCUAUACGGGAUGGGAUUAGGUGCUAACCCCUAGGGGUUAGCACCGUGAUAACUAGCAAAAAUCACUACGGAUUAUUAUAAAAUCAAUACAACAUCUAAACUAAAUCACUACUAAUUCAAACUAGUAGUAGUUUUUCCCUUGGUUAGGACGGUGCUAACUAUUGUACAAUUAGCACCGUAGCCGUUCCCUACGCUAUACGCCUGUGUUCACACUUAUUAAUUAAAUAAUAAUUUAAAUUAAAUAAUUUAUAAAUAUAUCAAUUAUAAAUUACACCUACAAUCAUUGAUUACCUAUUUCGUACACUUUAGUCCCAUAUUAAUUUUUACCCAUCAUUUAAGUAUUCAGUAUAUAAAAUUGAAUGCCUUAUUUCUCAGUUACCACAUGUAUCCAAUGUUAUUGGAGUUUUAUCAUCGGUUUCCCAUCUAUCCGGAGAGAGCCAAAUUAAUUUAUUGAGAAUUCCGAACACCGGCAAAAUAGAUCCUGUAAUACUGGCUGGAGGGUUUGGGAAUAGCUCCGAGAGGUUGAUUUUCAUGGUCACGGCCGAAAAUCUAGAAAAGAUUUACUUUUAAGAACUUGUAUCGAGCGAAGUUGGACUAUUUCUCCUAAAAAUUCAGAAUUUUAAUGGGUCGUUAAAUGGAAGAGAUCGAGAAGGAGAACCAGUGCUAACAUAGCCUCUGGUAAGAUUUAAUCAAACAUGCCCUGCAUUUUAUUUUGGGUAAAUGCCACAUUUGGUCACUGAGAUUACUAAAUCGUCUUAUAUCUAGGACUGAAAAUUGCCCUGAUCCAUCUGUCUCAUCCCUGUCCAUGUCUGACCCGUUCCUGAAAGGUCAAGAUGUAUAACUGACCCGUCCCGUCCCUGUCUCCUUCUUGACUCUGUAUGACCCUCAAAGGAUGGAACAGGCCGGGACGGGUCGGGUCAGUGGGUCGACCCUAAUCAACACACUACUUUGUUUACAAAUUAUGAUUUCGUAGCCAAAAUUAUUUUUUCUUACAAUUUAGUACCUAAAAUUUAUUUUUUUUACAAAUAAGUCCUAAAAAUUUUGAUGGUAAAAUUACAAAAUGUUACACAAAUUUUUUUAUUUUUGCAAUUUAGUACCUAAACUUUUUAAACUUUUACAAAGAGGUCCAAUGUAGUAUUAGAUAUUUGUAGUUGCUAAGGGUCACAGGGUCAAAAAGUGACCCAUCCCUAAGUUGACCCGACCCGUCCCUACCCUUAUAGGGUCAAAAGCUGACCAGUCCCUAAACUGACUCUAUAGACAAACUGACCCGUCCUGACCCUUAGGGACGGGACGGGUCGGGACGAGUCAGUGGGUUUUUAGGGUCACACUUACACCCCUAGUUAUAUCUAGUCACUAGAAAAAAAUAAUAUCAAUUUUGGUCACUCGAAUUACUAAAACAGGUCACAUUUACUAAAAUUGAUAUUAUUUUUUUGUAGUGACUAAACAUAAUACGAUUUAGUAAUCUCAGUGACCAAAUGUGGCAUUUACCCAUUUUACUUUGGAUGAAAACUUACUACAGAAACCAUCAUGUUUACAGGUCCACCAGGUAACAAUAUAUAUAUAUAUGGGUUACACUCGCAUGCUCCUGACACAUAGCAUGCGCCAAAUUAUCUACACCGUUGAUCUAAUCUAACACACAUGAUUAUUUCUAAUGAAAUUGAUUAUUAAUUGUCAAUAAUAAUUACUUACUACAUCCAUUAAAAAGUUUUGCGUAGAAUGUAGUCCUCUGACAAUUUUUCUUAUUACUUUUUGUUUUAAACUACCUUGUUUCUUCCGUAUAUAGAUUUACCUACCUAUAUUUUGUAUGAUUGAUUGUUUUAUUAAUCUAAAUUUGUUAUGUAUUUCUUUCUCAGCCAGUUUCCGAUAGAUAAUCUUUCUCCAAAGGACAAUCACUUAUGGAGGUCUGGUGUCCCUUUUUUUUUCCCUUCCCGAAGCAAUUUGUGGCCAUUUGAACAGCCAGGUCAUCGUCAUUUUAAUGAAACCUAAAUCAUUCUCACAGAUACCAUCAUCAAAACCCUCUUACCGUGGCCCCAUCACCGAUAAGUUCAUUUCCUGUGUCUUCCAUCUUUCCCUUAUGGGCAAGAACUUGAUGAUUUCUGUUCUUUUUCAUGCUCGUGGCUGAAUGGAGUGACUGAAAAUUGCCGAAUUGAGAGAUCGAGCAAGAGUUAAUCCAGGCGCCGAGGCCCCAGGGCCCGGUAGUUGCCGAUGCAUGUGGUUUUGAGACUGAGGUACGCUGGCUUGAUGGCGACCCGCAAGCUAUGGGGCUCCUCGUCGAUGACGAAUGCAUCGCAAUCGAUUUUGCCAAAAAUUAUAAACUCUUUCCAAUUCCUUAUCCCAUGAACGAGAUCUCGAUUAGACAAAUUUCCCUCGGUCCUUCAACCUCGCUCAGAAAACAAAACAACCAUAUCGACUUUUUCACUCCGGAUACGGCAGUGGAUCGUCGUCAAUUAAGUUGAUCAACGAUGGGCUGACAGGUUGGGAAGGGUUCUGAUGAUGGUGAAAUUGGGGGGAAAUAUUUACGGCUUGAUGAUGAUUAGAAUUGAAAAGGAUUUUCUGGUUUGCUGAUGAUGAUGUUGUUAAAAUGUGAAAGAGAGAAACAAAGGAUUAAAUGGGUUGGAUGUUCAUACAACUUGUCGCCUUCGGCACCUUUUUAUCUGGAAUUCUAUAAUGAAAGAGAAGCUAAAGAAAACAAACUGGCGUUUGGUAAUGGAAUAAAUUUUGAUGGCUGAUGUUUUUAUUUAAUUAUACAAAUUUUGGGCUUAAAAGUAUCACUAAAUGAAAUUACGUAUUGCAAUAUCAAAUAUUUAAGGGGGCAAGUAGUAAUUAUUAUUAUUUUUAUUAUUAUUAUUAUUAUUUAUAAUGACCGUAAGAUUAGAUCAAUGGUGUAAAGGCCUGGUGCAUUGUAUGUGUCAUGAGCAUACGAGUCGUAUCCAUAUAUAUAUAUAUAGCGAGUUCUAUGGUACCCUGGGUGAAAUCCGGGGUACCGCAUACCUUGAGUAUGAAAACACUAUCUAGACCUUGAAUUGACCAAUCUUUCGGACAUGAUACUAUACUAUAACACUUAAAGAUCAAAAUCUAGGUGUUAACUCUCCCAAUCUUAUACUCCAAGAUCAAUUUAAUUAGAAAUAAUAAUCGACGGUUAUGAUUCAUUCAAAUAUAGGCACAAAAAGGAAUGCACCAUCUUAGGGUUUAUAGAUUAUGAUUUAGAUAAUUAUGACCUAGGGUGCACUCAUUAAGGGUUAGGGUAUAAUAUCAGACACAAAAAUCCUGGUAAUUCGAGGUCUAGAUAGAGUUUACAUACUCGAGGUAUGCGGUAUCCCGGAUUUCACCCGGGGUACCAUAGAAGCCACCAUAUAUAUAUAUAUAUAUACGGUAAUUAAGUUGGACUAUCUUAAAUUUUGUUGGGGAUUUCAAAUGUCAUUUUUAGAAGAUCCUCUAUAGUUAUAAUAGAGAGGAGUUACAACCAAUAAAGUGACAACGAAUUAAUAAGAGAGAAGAGAAACUAAAAAACUGCAAAACUCUUCAUUUCUGCAGCAUGGCAGCGAUUCAGAAGAGCAUAACGAGAUAACAAACCGUUGGAUCUUUCUGAAAUGUAAUGAGAAUAUUUUAGGCUCAUUGUCCUUCAAACUGCCCGCACAGAUCGUCGAUAUAAUCCCUGGUUGGUCUGUAAUUGCUUCUGGACAGAGAGAGUAUAUAACUAUUUUCUGUACUUCCGAAACAUCUCUUCUUCUUUAUUAUCCUUCGUGUUGAGUUGUGCUUGGGUUGGAUGCAAGUUUGGACUUGGAAGUUGAACAAAUCGAUAUGAAGACGGCGUUUCUUCAUGGUGACUUAGAGAAAGAAAUAUACAUGGAUCAACCAGAAUGGUUCGAGGUUAAAGGCAAAGAAAAUCUCGUAUGCACAUUGAGAAAGAGCCUAUACGGGUUGAAGCAAGCACCGAGGCAAUGGUACAAGAAAUUUGACUCAUUCAUUGUCAACCACGAGUACGCAAUAACUACCUUAUAUCAUUGUGUGUUUGUGAAAUACUUCGCUGAAAAUGAUUUCAUUAUUCUCCUACUUUACGUGAUUGACAUGUUGAUCGUGGGUCGAAAUGUUGGAGAGAUUGAUCGCUUGAAAAAAAAAGAGUAAAUCCUUUACCAUGAAGGACCUACGACCGGCGAAGAAAAUUCUGGGGAUGGAAAUUUCUAGGGAUUAGAGGAAUGGAAAGAUUUGAUUGUCUCAAGAAAGGUAUAUUGGAAAAGUUCUUGAGCGGUUCAACAUGAGCAAGUCUAAGGUGAUGAGUACUCCAUUUGCUAGACAUUUCACAUUGAGUUCGAAGGAUUGUCCUAAAAGUGAGGAAGAGAAAGAAGCAAUGAAGAAGGUUUCGUAUGCGUCAACUAUGGGAAGAUUGAUGUGCGCCAUAGUUUGCACAAGGCUGAAAAUUGCUCAUGUCGUAAAGGUGGUUAGUCGAUUUAUUUCCAAUCCAGGGAAAGAACAUUGGUAAGUAGUGAAGUGGAUUCUUUGUUACUUGAGAGGUACUUCUAAAGUAUGCUUUGGCACAGGAAAAACCAUACUUGAUGGAUAUGCAGAUGCUAACAUGGCGGGUGAUGUGGAUUCUAGAAAGUCGACCUUUGGAUACAUGAUGGCUUUUGUAGGAGCGGCAGUUUCAUGGCAAUUUAAAAUUCAAAACUGCGUUGCAUUAUCAACAAUGGAAGCCGAGUACAUAGUUGUGAUAGAUGCUUGUAAAGAGAUGCUAUGGUUGAAGAAGUUUCUUCAAGAGGUGGGCAUUAAACAAGAGAGUUAUGUGCUAUAUUGUGAUAGUCAAAGUGCAAUCCAUCUUUGCAAGAAUUCUACUUUCCACUAAAAGUCAAAUCUCUACCACAUGAGAAACUUUUUUUCGACGAGAUGAGGCAGGUUUGGUGCUACCCCUGUAUGAGCUGGAGGAGGAGAUUUGUUGGGUUGGUCCAACUUCUUAUGGUGGUUGGAUUAACCGGUUUAUAGAAGUUACAGUAAUUAAGUUAGGUUAUCUUGACUUUCGUUGGAGGAGUUCAAAUGUCAUUUUUAGAAGAUCCUCUAUUGUUAUAAUGGAGAGGGGUUACAACCAUUAAAGUGACAAAGAAUUAAGAAGAGCAAAGAGAAACUAACAGGUUGCAAGACUCUUCGUUUCUGCAGCAGGGCAACCUGUUCAAGAGAGCAUAACGGGAGAACAAACUGUUGGAUCGUCCUGAAAUUUAAUGAGCAUAUUCAAAGCUCAUUUUCCUUCAAUCUGACCACACGGAACGUUGGUAUAAUCCCUGGUUGGUCUGUAAUUGCUUCAGGACAAAGAGAGUACGAAAUUAUUUUCUGUACUUCUGGAACAUCUCUUCUUCUUUGUUAUCCCCUGUGUUAGUGAGAGAUAUUUGGUUGAUAGGCGAUCCAAGAAAGUUGUUCUUGAGGUAGUUUGUAAUCCUUAGCUAGACUAUAGAGGACUUGUAAUCCCACCAAAGUAUACUGGAGUUGUGGGUGGACAAAUGUCUCGUUGUUUUUCCCGAUUUGUGUUUUCCACGUAAAAAUUGUGUGUCUUGUGCAUUUCAUUUGUGCUUGGUCUGUUUUCUUCCUUCGAAUAGGAGUGCUGGUUUUAAAGGAAGAAAUUCAAGGGAAAAAAUAUCUAAAGGGAGAGAGUGACGACAGGAGGUCUCCGUCUCAUCUUCCGACAAUGAGUCCCUCUCCCAACAGAUAUGAAUACUUCAAUCAACUUUGAUUUGAAACCCUAGGGUCAUUUAAAGCCUAGUCCCUCGCCAUAAAUUAGCGCCGGUCGCCACCGUGAGAUUGAACGCCAGCUUGUUUGCUUGAAGCAAAUUGCUUCCGCGAUCGUGAUUGAUUUUUUUUUUUAUGAAAGCCGUGAUUGAUUUGUUUAUGUCCUAUAAUUUUUAGAUUAAUAAUUUACAUGAUUGAUUCAAGCACGAAAAAAAUCAUUUGGGACUAAAUAGUAUUGAAAAAUAAAUUAAUAGGUGUGACUGUAAUUAUAAUUAUUAUUAACUAUAAAUGAUUAAUAUGUGUGAACACAUGCAUAUAGUGUACGCCUGGCAUACGCUAGUUUGAACCACACACAUAUAUAUACUAGCACAGAAGUCCACGCUGCGCCGCGAGAACUGAUACGAAAAACAAAUCAAUGAGGAUUUUUAAUUAAUUUGUGGAAGUGUUCACAAAAAUAAAUAAUUGUACCAAUAAAAAUUUGUUUUAGAAAGGGAUAAAUUUAAUAUUUCAUGAGUACCUGACUACAUAAAAACUUGUUCUAUCAGCAAUGAUAGUGACGUGAUGCACCAAAAUGGAAAAGAAAAAUCUUCAGAACCUGUGGAGAAAGGAAUGCUAAAACUCGACAUUCUACCACCGGUAGUUGCCAACAUCACAACAUUUACAAAGAGAAGGGAUUGUAUGUAAACUGGUUGUGACAAUGAUAACCAUGUUUUCUCAGGGAUUAAAAUGUAUGUCCUAUAUUGUAGACACACAUACUAACCUUGUAAAGUACAUUCCAAAGUUUCCAAAUCAGACUCCUUAAAUAAGGAAUUGCUUAGUCCCUAUUAAUCCACACCCAACUCAAUCCCGCCGAUUGAAAAAGUAGGUAAAACUCGCUCUCGAGUCAAAACUCAUCAAUACCAUGUUCAAUGUGCUUUGACCAGGUCGAUUGUUUUAUUUUUAGGGUGCGGGUUUGAUGGAAAGUAGGCUGAGUUAUUUUAACAAAAUGCACACGCGCCCAUACCUACCAAUUACAAAAAUAGGUCAAAGUCGCUCCCGCGCAAAACUUGUCAACACCGGGUUCAACUCGUUUAGAUAGAAUUAAAUGAAGUAUGAUACCAGUCCAUAAAGUGACAUUAUUUUUUGUUGCAGGUUGGAUGGAAAGAGGAUUUUAAACAAAAAUCAACAACCGACUCAACCGCCAAUUACAAAAGCGGGUAAAAUUAGCUUCUGACCCAUAACUCAUCAAAAACAUAUUCAAACCGCGUUGAUUGGAUCGAUUGUUUUGUUUUUUUAGAUGCAAAUCAAUGGAAAGUGAGGACGAUUUUCUAACAAAAUACACUCCUGACC
Messenger RNA from Linum trigynum, 9133 nucleotides. Lineage: Eukaryota; Viridiplantae; Streptophyta; Magnoliopsida; Malpighiales; Linaceae. The record is from the annotation of a GenBank genome assembly.